AUGGACUGGUUCGGCCGCGCCAAAAUCGACUUUGCCCACGCGGCCACCCCCCUGCCCUUAACCAGGAAAGAUGGCUCUCAAACCGACCUCCUCAAGGUCGUCGAGGCCGCCGUGCCAAAAUGUCAGAUGAACCCCCUUCUUUUCAACGGCCAUUUCCAAACCAUGUACACAGCCGUCAAGGAGCACGGCCCGCAAAUCUACUACAAGAGAAAGAUCUUUGACGCCGACCACAAGACCUACGCCGGCACUUUUGCUGUCGACUUUGUUGUUCCUCAACACAAGGACUUUGACGAGGAGCUCCCGCCGAGAACGGCGUUUUACUCGGAGGAAGAGUUUGCUGGUAUUGGGUCUGAUGACAGCAAGCCUAUGCUGAUAGCGCUGCAUGGGCUUUCGGGGGGGUCUCAUGAGAUUUAUCUCCGACAUGCUAUUGCUCCCUUGGUGAUGGAUGGGGGCGAGUGGGAGGUUUGUGUGGUUAAUGCGAGAGGUUGCGCGAACAGCAAGGUGACGACGGGGGUGUUGUUCAAUGCGAGGGCGACGUGGGAUGUGAGGCAGUUUGUUAAGUGGGCGAGGAAGAUGUUUCCCAACAGACCUCUGUUUGGGGUGGGUUUCUCGCUUGGUGCCAAUAUCAUGACCAAUUACGUUGGCGAGGAGGGUGCAAACUGCCCAUUGAAGGCGGCCAUUGCCGUGAGCAACCCUUUCGACUUGGAGGUGUCAAACAAGGGGCUUCAGAGGACAUGGUUGGGGAAGGAGGUCUACUCCAAGAUCAUGGGCAACAACCUCAAAAAACUCUUUGAACAACACAAGGAGCAAAUCCUCAAAUACACCAACGUCGACUACGACCGCGUCCAAAACGUCACCUACCUCCACGAGUUUGACCGCGCAGUCCAGACCGUCACAUGGGGUUACCCUACCGAAAACGCCUACUACCGUGACGCUUCCUCCUGCGACGCCAUCCUCGCCAUCCGCAUCCCCUUCCUGGCCAUCUCCGCCCUUGAUGACCCAAUUGCCGUCAAGGAAGCCAUUCCCUACCAGGAGUUCGCCGUGAACCCUUACACAGUUCUCUGCACGACGUCUCUUGGCGGGCAUCUGUCUUGGUUCGAAAUUGGUGGCGGGAGGUGGCAUCCCAAGCCAAUCUGCAAUUUCCUGAACGCGAUGGCGACGGAUAUCAACUUGGAGGCCGUGAGCAGAGAGGAGAAGAUGGUUGGGGAUGGAAAGUACCAGUUUAAUACCGACUUUAACCCGGUGAGGAGGAAGUUGAAUGUACUCGAGUAG
Podospora anserina S mat+ is the source of this 1272-nucleotide messenger RNA. RefSeq lists its product as uncharacterized. Bases 1 to 1272 code for a protein of 423 amino acids. Gene Ontology annotation, molecular function: monoacylglycerol lipase activity; acetylesterase activity. The record is from RefSeq and is a predicted model, not a curated record. Gene Ontology annotation, biological process: medium-chain fatty acid catabolic process; medium-chain fatty acid biosynthetic process. The transcript is spliced from 2 exons. NCBI's taxonomy places the organism in Eukaryota, Fungi, Ascomycota, Sordariomycetes, Sordariales, Podosporaceae.